Messenger RNA from Styela clava, 2607 nucleotides. RefSeq lists its product as uncharacterized. The record is from RefSeq and is a predicted model, not a curated record. NCBI's taxonomy places the organism in Eukaryota, Metazoa, Chordata, Ascidiacea, Stolidobranchia, Styelidae.
CAUAUUUUAAAUAGUGUUUUUUUUUCUUGCUAGUUCAGAUCUUACAACUGAAAUAAACAUUCUGGACGUACUUAAAAUUACUGGGUGUUAAAUAUUGAUUUUGUUCGACAUAUUCAUACCGAUGAAGUCAUAAAAAUUUUGAUACAAAAAUAGCAUUUAGCAUGGACUAAAAUAAACAAUUUCUUGCACAGAUCAGGCCAUUCAUGAUCCUCUAUUCAAUGACAUCCUUUAAUCAUUGGUCCAUACUUAGUUGAAUAUGGACGCAAAAACAUUUCUGUCUGAGUUACUCUUGAUUCCUGGAUGACUUUUCCUUCAUUUCCGAAUGACCUGACCUGACAAUGAUAAAAUUGUUAUAGCCGAUUUGCUGAACCGACAAAUUCUGGGUACAUCAGCCAUGGAUGAAUGCGCUUGCAUACGCUGUUGAACUCUCAAGUUUGCGUUUAUGUCAACUGACAGAAUUUCUUAACAUCUGACAGUUAAACCCGAAUUUUUAAUUUGUGAAAUUGUAUUGUAUACAUAUAUAUGAAUUAUUAUUUUGGUAUUCAAAUUGCGACAAUUCCCAUUGUAAAACAGUGGCUAUUGAACUUUGGCACAAAGUAUGCAUUUCAUGCUAAAUUAGUCAAGCGGGCAAACUUUUAUUUCAUGGUUUAAACUACAAUUCAAAAGCCAUUAAAAGGCAACUGUGACUUUUACAACGUCCUAGAAUUGUUUUUAUAUUGCUGAUUUUUUCCAUUUUAUUUUCGCAUUCUUGUAGAAUAAUAUUAAUAUUUAUUUGACGAGUACGUUCUCUUAUGUAGUAUGUAUCAGUAUAUUAUGAGAUUGGUCGAAGCUGAAUUACUUGUUGAAAUUAUAUGUUUAAAAAUCACAUCUUUUUUCUUCAGUUUGAAUAAUUUCGCAAAUUCGUUCAAUGCAUAAUAUAAUAUUGAAUGAAUAUAAUUUUGAUUCCGUGUAAAUGAGUGAUCAAUGACCAUGUUUUCGUGCUACUUGUACCUAUUGUAAUAAUCAAACUUUUCUUUCUUUGGCACAGAUUCAUUGAUAUGCUACAAUCAUAACACCAAAUAUUCCAGAAAAAUCUAAUACAAUCAUGAAGGUCGAGUUACAAGAGUUAAGUUUAGAAAAAGUCGAAAUACCAGACUUGCGACGAUUAAAAGAAUUGUCUGAAAGACUUCAACUCUCUCCAAAGAGAGAAUCAGUGAUUCAGUGGCAAAAUGAUUUAAGGGAACUGCAAUCAGAAGGAAUAUAUCCAAUACCUUUGAAACUGAAGAAAGAAGCAAACUCGUCUGUAGAGCCCAACAGCGCGCCAAUUAUCACAAACAAAUCCGAGCAAAAUAAACAACGAAAGGAUGAUUCAAGUUCGACGACAAAGUCAAAAUCAUUUGACAGCGCAACAGACACAAACUGCGUCAUUUCUACUAUUGAGAAUUUGAAAAGACAGAGCAAACCUGGCAUCCAACUAACGCAAGUUCAAACUGACAGAACUGCGUCAUUGAAUGUUAACAAUUGUAAGAUUGACGAUACUAAAAUACGUAAACCAUACGCAAGUAAAUAUUUUCGGCAAAGAAGCAUAGAAGACAGUCAAAAGAAAAUUAAACAAUACGCCUUGCGUCUUGACGCAAAAUCAGAAAUUGACAUUCAGAAUAAGGAAAAUGAAACUACUGGGGCGAGAUACAAGAGAAUGGGAAUGGCUUUGGAAAGACUACGCACAGAUUUGUUGGAUAUGAGAAUACAGGACAACAACCUCGCACGGCAACUGUUAGACGGAAGACAUGACUUGGUUCAAUUGAGAGCGCAAAAAACUUGUGAUGAGCAUGCAACAAUGUUGGAUGAUUUCACAUGGGAGUUAGAAUUAGAAGAGGAAUUAACUGAGCAAUUAAGAUCUUCAGACCUUCCCAGUGCGUUCCUUCGAGGGCCGAACUCUCUUCUCGGAGGGACAUCUCCGCUAAGGCUAAUCGGAAUCACCAGAUUGUCAAUGGAUUCCAAACGAUUUUCAGUGAUAUGAAAGCAGAUAUUACAUGAAAGUUCAUAAAUGGAACGGCAACAAAAUCGGCGAAUAAAAAACUGGACCUAGUCCCAAAAGUGCAAAAAACAACAUUUAAAUUGAGAAAUAUACAGAACGCCUUUCCAGUCUAUGCCUUUUUUCAACAAUAUCCUUUGACAUGUUGUUUUUGCUUACGACACAACGAUUUUUAUCAGAAUCUAUAUCUAUCUGAAUUCGUUCCGCCAGAAAAUAACGAAUUGUCGGGAAACCGAGUCUUACUUUGUAACUAAAACAAUGAACAAAAAAAAAAAAUUAUCUACUCUGACAGUUUACCAUUUCUUUGGAAAUUCUAUUCAAAUGCAACCCAGGUUACCUAUUUUAUAUACCUUAUUCUGAUAAAUUAUGGUAUUUUGCUUUCAGUUUAGAGCUAGUAGGUGACUGCUGUUGCGUGGUUUUCAAACUAGCUUCAAUGUGGAUUCAGUCAUCUAUCUAAAUAUACCAAUAUUUCAGUUGUAUAUUAUUGCGAAACUACAUUCCUAAAAACUAUGUAUAUGUAUUUCCACUGUAAAUACAUUAUAAACUUGUUCCUUUUGUAUUUAUUAUUCAGCACAGAAUAAACGAAUGCCUCU